This is a messenger RNA of Cokeromyces recurvatus, 1416 nucleotides long. Its product is annotated as ligand-effect modulator 3 family. NCBI's taxonomy places the organism in Eukaryota, Fungi, Mucoromycota, Mucoromycetes, Mucorales, Mucoraceae. Bases 1 to 1416 code for a protein of 471 amino acids. The transcript has 9 exons. The record is from RefSeq and is a predicted model, not a curated record. Gene Ontology annotation, cellular component: plasma membrane; endoplasmic reticulum; Golgi apparatus.
AUGAAGGGUCCUAUCUUUAUGUACUAUAGACUUACAGAAUUUUAUCAAAAUCAUCGACAAUAUAUAAAAAAUUUUGAUGCUAAUCAACUUUAUGGUGACAUAGUAUCUGGUUCAACACUUCAUACAAGUUGUGAUCCGUUAGCCUUUAAUGAUGCUGGCAAGAUCAUUUUCCCUUGUGGAUUAAUUGCCAAUUCAAUGUUUAAUGAACUUAUAUCAAUUGACGAUACUUCUUCACAGACAUUUGUUAUGAGUCCACAUAAUAUUGCUUGGCCAACUGAUAAACGAAAAUAUGGUCCAACCAAGUAUCAAAUAUCACAAAUUGCACCACCACCCAAUUGGGCUCUUCGAUAUCCAAAUGGUGAAUAUACAGAGGAGUAUCCUCCACCAGAUUUGUCUACACAAGAGCGUUUUAUGGUUUGGAUGCAUGUGGCUGCUUUAUCUGAUUUUCGCAAGAUUUGGUCAAGAAAUGACACACAUAAUUUAGAAGCGGGUCGAUGGAGAAUACAUAUUGAUAUGAAUUUUGAUACAGUGCAAUAUGGAGGUCAAAAAUGGCUAGUAUUAACAACCACUACUCCAAUGGGUGGCCGUAAUCCUUAUUUGGGUAUUGCUUAUAUGUCUAUUGGUGGUUUAUGUAUUCUUUUAGGCCUAUUAUUCACAAUUAGACAUUGUAUUAAGCCAAGAAAAUUAGGCGAUGAAUCUUAUUUAUCUUGGAAUCAACCUGGGGGUGGUUUACCAAGUGCUAAGCCUUUUAUAUUCUAUUCAAGUACUGCAUUAGCACUUCAAUAUUAUUGUGAACCAGGAUUUAAGCCGAUUAAAGAUAAGGAUCUACAACUAGAUCUAUCGAGAUUAAACAAGGAAUUUGAUAUUUAUCAAAAUACAUCUACUCCUCCUUCUACAACUUCUAUUUAUACUCAAGUUAAUCUGUGUAAUGUUCUUCCUAUUCCCGAUGAUUCAAAUAACGAAAAUUGUUUAAAAGGAUCUCUUAUUUGUAGAAGAACAAUUCAUAUCAAGGAUAAUAAAGAAAGUAUUGACAUUGUGCAAACAAUUGCUAGAGAUGCUGAAGAUAAAUUAAAUCCUGAAUUUAAACCAAUUAAACCUGAAGAGGAUGCGACAAAAAGUCAAUUUGGAGAUAAAGCUCAAUCUGCAUUAAUUACCUUACAAUGUGAUGAAUCUCAAUCUCGUGACGCUAGUGAAAAGGCGCCUGAACCUAAAGAGCCUAAAAAUGAUGAUAAAAACAAUGAUAAUGAAAAGAAGGGUAUGUCAGGUAUUUCUAUCUUUUUCACCAUAGUAUUUGUAUCGAUGGCUGUUUAUUUUGUUGGUGGAAUGAUUUAUAAUUAUAAAGUGUAUAAUGCAAGAGGAUUUGAUCUUAUUCCUCAUCGAGGUAAGUUGGUUAUAAUAUUAUCACAUGUUGGAUAA